GAGACUUGAGAGCAAAAGGAAAAAUUUGGAAAACGAAUAUUUUUCAUUCAUUAAAUUAUAAUGAGAUGGUUUUUCCAAGAUGUCCAAGGUGGUAAUAUUAAACAUUGUCCGCAGUUUUCCUUUUUUGUGAAUUGGGUUUCAUUUUAUUUAGUGAUUGUUUGAGAUCUGCUGAGUUUCAACGGUAACAAGAAAAGCUGUCAUCAGUUUUCAAACGAGCAAAUCACUGAGGACAUCAGAAAGAAGCCAUGUUUUAGCACAAAACAAUUCAUCAAAUGAACAUUUUUUAUCACAUGUAUCAACAAGCUUAACAUAAAAUUUCGUCUUGCCUGAUUUUCUUGCAAUUAAUCAAAUGAAAUAAAGAAGUGAAGGAGGGAUUUGCAUGAGAGACGCGUUAAUUACUAUGAUUCAGGAGAUUCGUUCUGAUCGCAGAGGUCUAAUGUUGACAUCGGUAUCAUUUUCAAUUUAUGGCGUUGAGAAAUGAUUCAAACAAAUCAAUCGCGUUUUUCGUCAUCACAAGAUAUCUUAGUGUUGCGUACUCGAUUAAAAGCAGUUGAUUUCACAAGCACAGAGACACAAUGGAAAAAUCGGGAAAAGAUAGUGCUCAAGUUAAAUGUCAUUCGUUUGAAACAAACCUUGGGCCGCUAAGAAUAAGUAUCAAUCCAGUUGUUACCAUUCUAUCGGCGCUAAUUAUAUGGAUCUUUGUUAUCUUUUGCAUGGUCGAACCUGGGGCGACAAUCGAGACUAUGACUUCGACGAAAAAGUGGAUCUCGAGUACCUCAACUUGGUUUUAUAUAGGAACAAAAAACAUCUGGACGUUGUUCAUAGCUUUUAUUUUUAUUUCAAAAUAUGGGAAGAUCAAGUUAGGUAAAGACGACGAUAAACCUGAAUUCAGUGAUCUGACCUAUUUUACGAUGCUUUUCGCUGCUGGUAUGGGAAUUGGCUUGUUCUAUUAUGGCGUUGCAGAGCCUGUGCUUCACUACGAAAGGAAUGCAUCGUACAUAAACCGUUAUUGGGGAAGGUAUAGCGACAAUCAGAAGUCACAAGACGCAAUGAAUAUCACACUGUUUCAUUGGGGAAUCCAUGCUUGGAUAGUGUAUGUUAUAGUUGCCUUACUCUUGGCUCUAGUCUCCCAUCGACACGGUAGACCAAUGACAAUACGAUCUUGUUUCUAUCCUUUGAUUGGUAAUCACGUAUACAGUGUGAUUGGUGAUCUGAUCGAUACAUUGUCUGUUGUUGCUACGAUGUUUGGUGUGUGCACUAGUCUGGGGCUUGGUGUCAUAACGCUAAGCAGUGGAUUACAUCGUCUGUCGAGUUCCAUUGACGAAAGCAACAACACAACGCAUGUCGUCAUCAUUUGGGUCAUCACAGCAAUUGCAACUGUGUCAGUUGUCUCGGGUUUGAAAAUCGGUAUUCGACGACUUAGCGAGAUAUGUUUCGCCCUCGGAAUGUUUCUUAUGCUUUUUGUAUUCUUUCAUGGAAACACUUGGUACUAUCUUAACGUCUACGUCCAGAGUAUCGGCUACUACUUUCAACAUGUCAUCGAAACGAGUUUUCACACAGAGGCUUUCGCUCAAGAAGGUAAUGCCCCGGAUGGUAAAGAGAAUUCAAAAUGGAUGGAAUCAUGGACGAUAUUCUACUGGGGAUGGUGGAUUUCCUGGUCACCGUACGUUGGAAUGUUUAUUGCAAAGAUUUCUCGGGGCAGAACCAUCAGGAACUUUUUGAUGUACACAAUGACGGCACCUGUUUUUUAUAGUUUCCUCUGGUUCAGUAUCUUUGGAGCAGCUGGUUUGACAAUGGAGAGGGAAGCAGAGAUCGCAGGUGUUAAUUGCUCCUGGUUACACGGUGGUAAGGAGUCAGAAGAAUCGUAUCAAGGCAUGUAUCGGCUGUCAUGUCGUGCAAGUUCUCAGAUGUUUUUCGAUCUAAUGCAAAGUUUCAACGACAGACUAACACCGUUUCUUUACGUCAUCUCCAUCAUAAGUAUAACAUUGUAUUUCGUGACUAGUUCCGACAGUGGAUCACUGGUAAUCGAUUGCCUGUCAGCCAAUGGCAGCCCCGAUCCCCCUGUUCUCCAACGCGUUUUUUGGGCUUUGACAGAAGGAGCAUGCGCAACAGGAUUACUUGUGGCUGGCGGGUCCGAUGCAUUAACUGCUCUCCAAACGGUUUCCAUUGCGGCGGGAUUGCCUUAUACAGUUGUAAUUUGCUUCAUGUGCGUUUCACUGUGGAAAGCUUUAAAACACGAUGAUAAGAGAUCACAUAAAAACGAGGUUGAGUUCAACAGUGGCUUAUUUCGAUUGUUUACAUCUCCCUUCAACGUGAGCAAGUUUGUUGACCUCUUCAUUGCCUUAACAUUUCCAUGGUUACCAGCUGGUCGUGCUGCAUCGAAGACACGCGACAAGUACAUGUACAUGCCUAUGACUGUUAUGGCGAUCAUGUUCUACACUGUACUAACCUUACUCAUCUUACAGAUAGCUGAGAAGGACAUUGUUUACAUAGCAUGUGUCGUACUUAUGGGAUAUUUUGCUUAUGUUGCUUCACAACGUGUUGAAAUUCGACAAGUAUGUCGUAUUGAUGGAAACGUGCUGGAAGACUUUCUCGUGGUAAUGUUCCUUCAUCCGUUUGCCGUUGACCAAAUGAAUAAACAGGUGGUGUUGAAGCGCGCUUUAAAUGGAGAAAAUGAAGGAGUGCGCUUAGAUGAGUUUAAAAGAAAUUCAGAAGAAAUUCAAGAAAAUGAGACAGUUUCUGAACAUGCGUCAAAUGGAUGAAAACUAAAAGCAUAAACAAUUUAUGAUUUCGUAAGCACUUCUUGAAAAAUUUAAAGUUGAAUCAUGAAAUAAAGGUAUAUGUAGGGUUGAAAUAAAACAAACAAUGAUUACAUUGAACCAUUAAAGAACAAUUUUAAGCAUUUUUAUGAAAGUCGGAAGAGAUAUAAAACAUUUCAAUUCUAAAGACAAGCAGUAACUCCUUUACAACAUACAGUAAACAACGUUGUUCUUGAUUCUUGUUUUGUUAACAAUUGCUUCUAUAGAACGUUUGAAACCCAUUAAUAUCCUCAAUUUAUUCAAUGACGUAGCUAGAGAGGGCGGAGCCCACCCCCGACAAAAUUCCUGUCCCACUAAAAUAUUAUGUUUCACGUACAAUAGAACGUUCAAAUGACAGUCAUGGCCAACCUUCCCUGUUUAUAAUCCUCCCUUCGCAAAAUAUCCAGGCUACACUGACCUCUGAUUUGGUUUAUUGAUCUUUAUGCUUUACUGUUGUAAAACUUGUAUACACUCACUCAAAGCAUUCAGAACGCUCCAAAAAUCUGUACACGUUUUCAUAAAUUCUCAUUCUGCACAUGCAUGUGCUUUUUUUUGAGAGACAGCCCCAGAAGAGUCCUUUUAUUUAGCCACCUGUAAAUACAUAAAUGGAAAAUGAUAACUAAUUUUCUCUUUUGUCAAUAAACAAAGCAAAGCUAAAAAA
Molecule: messenger RNA, 3459 nt
Organism: Xenia sp. Carnegie-2017
Lineage: Eukaryota; Metazoa; Cnidaria; Anthozoa; Malacalcyonacea; Xeniidae
Product: probable glycine betaine transporter
Exons: 3
Coding region: 576-2762 (728 amino acids)
Biological process (GO): nitrogen compound transport
Cellular component (GO): plasma membrane
Molecular function (GO): transmembrane transporter activity
Source: RefSeq, a predicted model, not a curated record